Molecule: messenger RNA, 1433 nt
Organism: Solanum stenotomum
Lineage: Eukaryota; Viridiplantae; Streptophyta; Magnoliopsida; Solanales; Solanaceae
Product: lecithin-cholesterol acyltransferase-like 1
Exons: 2
Coding region: 126-1409 (427 amino acids)
Biological process (GO): lipid metabolic process
Source: RefSeq, a predicted model, not a curated record
ACCACAAAUAUAAGGAACAAAGUUUCUCCAUAUCCUUAUCCAAUCACAAAACUAAUUUUACACCAAUGGCCUUAUACAUAAUUUUUCCUUCCUCUUUGUUCAUUGACAUUGCUAAUUAAUUAGCCAUGAAAAUCCUAAUCAUAUUCAUAAUAUCAACAAUGUUGUCCACUAAUUGCCAAGCAAUUACUACUAAUCUCAACCCUCUAAUCUUGAUACCAGGAGCUGGUGGAAACCAAUUAGAAGCAAGAUUAACUUCAAAGUACAAGCCUACAAGCUUAUUGUGCAACAAAUUGUAUCCAUUAAAUAAAGAUAGUGAAGGUUGGUUUAGGAUAUGGUUUGAUCCAAGUAUACUUUUGUCACCCUUCACAAAGUGUUUUAAUCAAAGGAUGAAGCUUUAUUAUCAAACACAAUUAGAUGAUUAUUAUAAUAAUCCUGGUGUUGAGACUAGGAUUACACAUUUUGGUUCUACUAAAUCCCUUCUUUAUCUUCAUCCUUAUCUACAGAAAAUUACAGCAUAUAUGGAGCCACUUGUGAAGGCUUUGGAAGAAGUAGGCUAUAGAGAUGGUGAAAAUCUGUUUGGAGCACCAUACGAUUUUCGUUAUGGUUUAGCUGCAGACGGUCAUCCAAGUCAUGUUGGUUCGAAAUUUCUAGAGGACUUGAAAGAACUGAUAGAAAGUGCAAGUAAUUCAAAUGGAGGUAAACCUGUUAUUCUUGUUUCUCACAGUUUAGGUGGUUUAUAUGUCCAGCAACUACUCGUUCGGAAUCCAAAAUCCUGGAGUCAAAAAUACAUCAAACACUUUAUAGCAUUGGCCACACCAUGGGGAGGAACAGUUAUGCAAAUGCUCACUUUUGCUUCUGGUAACACACUUGGUGUGCCUUUAGUUAAUCCAUUACUCGUAAGGGAAGAACAGAGGAGUUCUGAAAGUAAUAUGUGGCUUUUGCCUUCUCCGAAAGUGUUUAACACUAAAUCACCACUUGUUGUUACCACUAAUGUUACAUACUCAGCUCAUGACAUCCCGGAAUUCCUUAAGAAUAUCGGGUUUCCUGAAGGGGUUUUGCCUUAUACAUCGCGUAUUUUGCCCUUGGUUGACAAUUUGGUAACUAGUACUGAUCAAGUGCCUAUCACUUGUGUAAUUGGUUGUGGGGUUAAAACUCCCGAGACGUUGCUGUAUGCAGAUGGGGAUUUUGAUAAGUUGCCUGAGAUUGUGUAUGGGGAUGGAGAUGGUACUGUUAAUAUGAUAAGCUUGUUGAGUUUUGAAUCAAAUAAGAGUACUUACCAGCAUCUUAAAGUCAUCAAGAUACAAGGAGUUUCACAUACAGGUAUACUAAAAGAUGAAAUUGCACUUGAGAAAAUAGUUGAAGAGAUUUCUUGUAUUAACUCUGAUAUUUCACUAGUUUCAAAAGCUUGAUCACGAUUCGUGAUGUUUCUUGUU